Molecule: messenger RNA, 1886 nt
Organism: Verticillium dahliae VdLs.17
Lineage: Eukaryota; Fungi; Ascomycota; Sordariomycetes; Glomerellales; Plectosphaerellaceae
Product: WD repeat-containing protein
Exons: 4
Coding region: 252-1886 (544 amino acids)
Biological process (GO): proteasome-mediated ubiquitin-dependent protein catabolic process
Cellular component (GO): GID complex
Molecular function (GO): protein binding
Source: RefSeq, a predicted model, not a curated record
ACGCCGAAUCCGUCUCCUCUGCCCCCAAUCCACACCAGCUUCACCAGUCCCUGCCACCAACGUACACCAUCGACAGCCGUGAGCACCCAUCUUCGAGCUCCCAUCCUCGCGCCAGUACCCAUACGAUAGCAUCGAACCAGCCACGCCAGGCCCUCGGCCGGAGACAACGCAGCGAUUCAGACCAGGAACAGACGGGCUGGGUCGGAGGUACCUCAAAUCGGAGUUCUCGUUACAAGCGCCACCGGACCGACAUGCCAGCUGAUGAUGAUGCUCGUACCUCGAACGGGACGUCGAGGCCUAGCCAUAAUGGUGCUUCCACUGCUGAAAGCACGACAUCCUCGGCCAACGGCAUAUACAAAGCGACGAUAGCGACAAAUGGCGCCUCGGCUGCCUCUCGUUUGGCCUCCUCCUCAUACCAUGGCCAUGACAGGGAGGAGGUCACUCGCAUCCUCAUACAGACCUUGGCGGACAUGGGAUAUCAGUCCGCUGCCGAGUCUUUGAGUCACGACAGCGGCUUUCAGCUGGAGAGCAAAACUGUUGGAAGCUUUCGAACUGCUAUCAUUGAUGGGGUGUGGGAUGUGGCCGAAGAACUCCUCUCUGGGGCUGCUGCCUCCGGUGACAGGAGUCAGCAGGGUAAUGGUUUGGUGCUUGCUUCAGGAUCCAACCCAAGCCUCAUGCGAUUUUGGAUACGACAACAGAAGUUCUUGGAAUUACUGGAAAGCAAGCACAUCAGCCAAGCUCUUGUGGUUCUGAGGACGGAGCUUACGCCAUUAUACCAGGACACUCAGAAGCUCCACAUGUUGUCAAGUCUACUCAUGUGCACCUCGACCGAAGAUUUGCGGUCUAAAUCCGGCUGGGACGGCUCACGGGGGAAUUCAAGACGUGAGCUGCUUUCGGAACUAUCCAACCAGGUGAAGCAGAGUCAGAUCGAUAGCUGUCUCUGGCACACCAGCGCAUCCUCGCCAUCUCUCUACUCCGACCACAUUUGUGACCGCACUCACUUCCCCAACGAGACUGCACUGCAACUCACUGAUCUGACGGGUGAGGUUUGGGGUGUUCAGUUUUCCAACGAUGGACGGAGACUGGCUGGAUUUGGAUCUAAUGACACGGUUAUGAUCUGGGAAGUCCCCUCUUUCAACGUUGUCCGAACACUAGGGGAACAUGUCGAUGGCUGCGCGAAUCUGGCAUGGAGCCCGGAUGACUCCAUGAUAGUAACAUGCGGUCGUGAUAAGCAUGCACGGCUGUGGGAUACCAAGUCGGGCCACCUCCUAAAGAAGAUCGGCCGCCUCGCAGAGCCCGUCAGUGGGUGCGUCUGGGCGCCGGACGGCCAAAGCUUCGUAGUCAGUUCACUGGACAAGGAGCACAGUAUACAGUCCUGGAGCGUAGACGGAGAGCUCAUAUGCGACUGGGCUAAGAAGCACAGGGUCCAAGACGUCUGUGGUUCCGCCGACGGCCACUGGCUGGUCGCCGUAGACGACUCGCAGUCUAUUCACAUCUACAACGCUGUGACGCGAAAGCUUGAAUGCACUAUGAAGCUUGAUUCUAGGCCAACCUCGGUUAGCAUCAGCGUGGACUCGAGGCAUCUGCUGGUCAACAAACAAAACGACGAGGCGCAGCUGAUCGAUCUGGUCGCUCGGAAACCCGUGCAGAAAUUCCUCGGACACACAGGCGGCGCCUGUUUGAUUCGGAGUGCUUUUGGCGGUGCGAACGAGAGUUUCGUCGUCAGUGGCAGCGAAGACGGCAGCAUACUUAUCUGGCACAAGAACAGCGGAGUGGCCGUGGAAAAGCUACAGGGCCACUCUCCUCGGACAAAUGCUGUUGUGUGGAACCCGACAGAUCCGUGCAUGAUUGCGUCCUGUGGCGACGAAGGCGUUAUCAAGAUGUGA